Messenger RNA from Monascus purpureus, 891 nucleotides. NCBI's taxonomy places the organism in Eukaryota, Fungi, Ascomycota, Eurotiomycetes, Eurotiales, Aspergillaceae. The record is from the annotation of a GenBank genome assembly.
AACAUAACUUCUGUCCAUAAUAAGAUUAUCAAACCAACGAACACCAAAAUGCCCCCUCCAACCGACCGCAAACAGAUUCUCGAAGCACUCCGCAAGGUGAUAGACAGCGGGUCUGCCAUCGUCGGUGCAGGGGCCGGAAUCGGUCUCUCCGCCAAGUCUGUCGAAAAUGGCGGCUGCGACCUCAUAAUCAUCUACAACUCAGGCCGAUUCCGAAUGGCUGGCCAUGGCUCCCUGGCUGGAUUGAUGCCGUAUUCAGAUGCGAAUCAAGUCGUGCUUGAAAUGGCAAACGAAAUCCUCCCAAUAGUAACAAAAACCCCCGUCCUAGCCGGCGUCUGCGGCACAGAUCCCUUCCGCUCCAUGCCCCAAUUUCUAUCCCACCUGAAAAGAAUCGGGUUCUCAGGCGUCCAGAAUUUCCCAACGGUCGGCUUGAUUGAUGGGACAUUUCGGCAGAAUCUCGAAGAGACUAAUAUGGGGUAUGAUAAGGAGGUGGAGAUGAUUCGGAUCGCGCAUGAGCUGGGGUUCCUGACGACGCCUUACGUGUUUAAUGUUGAGGAGGCUGAGAAGAUGGCCAAGGCCGGUGCGGAUGUCGUUGUUGCGCAUAUGGGGCUUACAACGUCUGGGACUAUUGGGGCCAGGACCGCCUUGUCCUUGCAGGAUUGUGUGGGUGUCGUGCAGGGUAUUCGGGAUGCCGCUGUUAAGGUCAAUCCGGACAUUAUUGUGCUUUGUCAUGGGGGUCCUAUUGCGGCGCCGGAGGAUGCGGAGUUCAUUCUCAGUCGGACGAAGGGGGUUCAUGGCUUCUUUGGAGCGAGCAGUAUGGAGAGGUUGCCUGUCGAGGUGGCCAUCAAGGAAAAUGCCGAGGCUUUUAAGCGGUUAAAAAUCACCAAGGCCUAA